Molecule: messenger RNA, 3396 nt
Organism: Neurospora tetrasperma FGSC 2508
Lineage: Eukaryota; Fungi; Ascomycota; Sordariomycetes; Sordariales; Sordariaceae
Exons: 3
Coding region: 1-3141 (1046 amino acids)
Biological process (GO): protein deubiquitination
Molecular function (GO): cysteine-type deubiquitinase activity
Source: RefSeq, a predicted model, not a curated record
AUGGUCAACCAUGCAACACCUGCGCAUUCCGUCAACGGGCAGAAUGGCCACAUAACAGGAGGUUUGGACGGCACACAAGAUGGUGGACAGAACCGGAUAAUCAACGGAGGGGGAGGGGGAGGGGGAGGGGGAGGAGGAGGACAUGGGCCAGGGACCGGAGGAAGCAAACGACCACCAAUGCCGCAUCUUGACGACCUCAAGGCUGUUACAGUCAGCAUAGACCCCGCGACCCCGAUCGACAGUGCUCUCAGGCUCGCCGAAGAAGCACUCCAGCAAGCCAAAGCCUUCCAGUCCUUUGGUAGAAUUGACAUGGCCUUCAAGUCAUACAUCAAGGCCAACAUCAUAGCUCUGGAUAUCAUCCCGAAGAAUAAGGACUGGGCGCUGCUGGAUCGAAGCCGACCGAACGUAUAUAUGCGACAUCAACAUCUGCUCCGACAGAUCAAGAGCCUUACGUAUGCUUUGCCAGAUCAGUCAUGGCCGUCGCCCGGGAGGUCCAAGCCAGCCGUACACCCCAAACCUCAGGCUCUCCACGGUCAUACGCUUCAACACUCUGGCGGUCCGGCGACAACUUCUACCAACAAUGCAGCUCAGGACCUCGCUCUUCGCUUCGCAAAGCUUCGAGCAUACACCGCCAGUACCCCGAGUCCUGCCAACGCAACAACAAUACAGGAUCCUCGAAUUCGGACACAGCCCAUUCCGCAACCCAUAAUGCCAAUAAACCCACCGGCACCGCGUGACCCCCCGAGGUCACAAGUACCGAGUGUUCCUCCUGCUACUGCUCUAGCGGAUUUACCUCGCGUACCAGCUGCUAUCUACAACCCGCCACGAGGUACAGUGUCCAAUGAGGCAGCCGAACUUCCAUCUAGCGCUCCUCGUGCCAUAUUUACCAGAAAGGGCUCAACGGCAUCAGCUACUGGCAUGAAUAGGAAUGGCAGACCCCGUACGUCCGAUGAAAGUCUUGUUUCUGGACCACCUGUUACAAGUCCAAAGAUGAGACCAAAGCCCGCUAUACCCGAUGGUGAUACUAUCUCGGCCGAGGAGCUUGAGCGCUACAUGAGAGUUGGCGCUAGGGACGUGUCGAUUCUCGUCAUUGACAUCAGAAGUCGUGACGAGUACGAUGAGGGCCAUGUCAUGUCACAGGCAACAAUAUGUGUCGAAAAUGAAGUGCUGAUGCGGCCAGAUAUUUCCGCUAGUGAUAUAGCAGAGAGCAUGGUAUUAGCACCGCAAGCCGAACAGCAGCGUUUUGAGAGACGGCAUGAUUUUGACCUGAUUGUUUUCUACGACCAGCGGUCCAAACGCCUUGUAUCGAGUCCCCAGACACCAGAGGAACGAGCGGUCCUAACUUUCUACAAUGCCCUUACAGCGUAUGACUACGCCGGCGGAUCAAGUUCACAACAGCGACUGAAGUUGCUUAAAGGUGGAAUAGAGGCGUGGACCGACCUAGUUGGGACCGGAGCUUUGCAGACAUCUUCCACGAGUGCCGCUGCGAGAUCACAGCCAAGGCCACCUUUGACCCACAACCUCACAAGUCGUCUACGCAGAAACGUAACGCGGCCAAUACAAGAUCUCGCGGAGGUUCAAAAAUGGGAAGAAAACAUCGACAUUGUUACUCCGGUGAGAACUACGGAAGACUUUUUGCGGAGAUACCCUUCAGUUUCAACGAUACAGGAGUCCAUGACUUCACCUAUUAACCCUGCUGCCGCUCGGCCAGCGAGCCCAUUACCUCGACAUAUCGUUCACGAACAGAACCUUUACUCUUCGCUACCAUCUCCUCCAACUCGCCCGGCUCCGACCGUCCCACGUAGGAGUUAUAGCGGCCUAGCAGAAACCGACACCAGCACCACGGCAACGUCGACGAGAUCGUCACUUAAAUCGGGAAUUGAGAAAGUUCGCAAGUUUAGGACUGGUCUUGUCAACCCUGGUGUAUUCUGCUUCGCCAACAGCUCUCUGCAAGCCAUGUUCGCCACGCCUGGAUUUGCUCGCGAGUUGUACACGGGUGUUUGGAAGGAUGUGUACAAAGUCCCACUGAAAGCGGAUGAGAAGAACGAAAAUCCCCAGUUACUCACCAAGUAUCUAGCUGGUCUAUUCCACUGGCUUGAUGAGGGAACGCUGAGAUCGUUGGAAGCGAAGCAUCUCAUGGCUUAUAUACACUUUAUUCACUCCAAGAACGCGGAUGGCAGGAAGAAACCAGAAACGGAAAUCUUUGGCGGGCCGGCGCAGCAAGAUGCCCAGGAGUUCUACUCCUUUAUCAUUGACAACAUCCAUGACGAAACCAAUGUUCACCGAGACCGCAAGCCGCCCAAAGAAGAAAAGCCGUAUACACCCAAGAACGGGACAGUGAUCCAGAAUGCCAUUGAUUAUUGGCGUGACUAUUCAACCGCCAGUGCUUCCAUCAUUGACAAAUACUUUCGGGGCCUAGAAGUCUUCAUCUCCCGCUGCCAGAACGGCGAAUGCCGGCAAGAAAUCCGCAUGUUCCAGCCCUGCGACGUCUGGAUCCUCAACAUCGCCGCCGAGACAGGAGGCGAAGGCCAUGGCUACGGAGUCACGGAUCUUGACCGUCUUCUUGCCAGCCACCAAGCAACCGAACACUUCCCGGAUCUCAAGUGCGAAACAUGCAACCAACCCGGCAGGACAAGACGGGCCAAGUUUGCUCGACUACCUGACCGUCUUGCCUUUUGUCUCAACCGGUUCAACUCGUCCUUUGGGCAGUCACGAAAUUCGUUUUCCUCGAUCCUUUCUGGCGGUGGUUCCAACAAGAUCCACACCAAAGUACGGUUCCCGAUCCGUGACCUCGAUCUGACCAAGUACUGCGCCGAACCGGAUCCGGACAUGGCAACUACGGACGAUGCGCACUACGCCGGCCGCAUGAAGUAUGAUUGCUACGCCGUCACGGUACAUGUGGGACAGGGAAUCAAUGGCGGGCAUUACUAUACGUACGUGCAGGAUGAGCAGUCCAAGGACCCGACGGAUUGGUUCAAGUGUAAUGAUGAUUUGGUGGAGAGGGUGAAGAUUGGAAGUGGUGGUCCGGGUCUGAAUGGGAAUGGAAAUGGAAAUGGCGGAAUGCCGGACUUGACGGAGGCGAUGUAUGCAAAUGGGAACACAUCGGCUUAUAUGGUGUAUUAUCGGAGGCAGGGUACUUGAGCGUCUCUUUGGACGGAAGGCGUUGGUUGAGCGAGAUAGAAGGCUUCUCGUCUUUGGUUUUGAACUUGACACGAACGAUGACAAAGGGGAAACCACUUUUUGUCACCACUCAUUGUCGUUUGCUUGCUUAGACGUACUCUUGGGGACUUGGCACAUGAUGGUGUGAGAGUGCAAAUGUAUACAUACUAUGUCUUACCUUGUAUAUAAUUAGACAGCGCCGGCGGAUAUGAGAGCGAUGAUUGAUGAUGAUCAGUU